Molecule: messenger RNA, 1608 nt
Organism: Triticum turgidum subsp. durum (durum wheat)
Lineage: Eukaryota; Viridiplantae; Streptophyta; Magnoliopsida; Poales; Poaceae
Source: the annotation of a GenBank genome assembly
AUGAAGAUUAAGAAGCUGAUGCCCAUGGAUGCUGAAUCCAGGAGGUUGAUUGAUUGGAUGGAGAAAGGUGUCUAUGAUGCCUUACAAAAGAAAUAUCUCAAGACCCUUCUCUUCUGUAUAUGUGAGAAGGAGGAAGGCCCAAUGAUUGAAGAGUAUGCCUUCUCAUUUAGCUACCCCAACACAAACGGGGAGGAAGUUGCAAUGAACAUGAGUCGCACAGGGAGCAAAAAGAAUAGUGCCACAUUCAAGUCAAAUGCAGCAGAAGUCACUCCUGAUCAGAUGAGGAGCUCUGCUUGUAAGAUGAUCAGAACGCUAGUUUCACUUAUGAGGACCUUGGACCAAAUGCCAGAGGAGCGAACCAUUCUAAUGAAGCUGCUAUACUAUGAUGAUGCUACACCUGAGGAUUACGAGCCUCCCUUCUUUAAGGGUUGUGCUGAGAAUGAGGCCGUAAAUAUAUGGAACAAGAACCCCUUGAAGAUGGAAGUGGGGAAUGUCAAUAGCAAGCAUCUUGUGUUAGCUUUGAAGGUUAAGAGUGUCCUUGAUCCAUGUGAUGCUAAUGAUGCUAACAGUGAUGAUGACAAGAUGAGCGUGGGUCAUGAGUCAGACCAAGAUGACUUUACGGACACCGAGGUUCACCCAUCUGAAGUGGAUCGUUACGUCAUUGCUCCUAAUGAUGGUAAUGGCAAAGGUCAAAGUGGUACAAACUCAGAUGAUGAAACUCAAGAUGCUGCUCAUGAGGAAGAGCUAACAGCUCAAGUAAGAGCAUGGAUAUGCUCAAGAAACAUGGGUACUGUUAAUGCUUCAGAUGUCCUUUCCAACUACCCUGACAUAUCAUUGGUAAUUCUUGCAGAUAUUUUGGAGAGGCUACUUAAAGAUGGUUUACUUUCGAGGGCAGGCAAGGAUGGUUAUGCUGUUAACAAGAUUACUGAUCCCAAAACACCCUACAUAAAGGAAGAGGUUGCCAUGCACAAUGUUUCACCUACUGAAGGAACCAAGAACAACAGUGGAGAUCUGAUGUAUAUGAAGGCAUUAUACCACGCACUUCCAAUGGAUUAUGUGACUAUAGCUAAGCUUCAGGGCAAGCUUGAUGGCGAAGCCAACCAGAGCACAGUCCGAAAGUUGAUGGACAAAAUGGUGCAAGAUGGAUACAUUAAGAAUUCAGGCAACAGAAGAUUAGGCAAAGCUGUCAUUCACUCUGAAGUCACCAACAGAAAGCUCCUUGAGAUAAAGAAGAUACUGGAAGUUGAUAUCACUGAAGACAUGGCAAUUGAUACCAACGCAAGGCCUGCUGAGUUUGAUCGCAGAGAUCACCAAACGGCUGACCAGGAAAUGAAAGAUGGCUCGACAAACGGCCGCUUCCAGUCAGUUGGAUCUGAUCUUACCCGCACACGGGAGCUGCCGGAGCAGCAGCAGACUAACAAGGACCCAAGCAGGACUCCCACAAGCAAUCGCGAGUCGGCCACGUCCCUGGAGAGUGGGGUGCUCGGGCAGAGGAUCAGGAAGUCUCUGGCUGGCGAAGAGUCGAUGUGCAUGCCGGACAAGCGGACCAGGAAGGCCAGCAUGGUGAAGGAGCCGAUCCUCCAGCAGGUCAAGCGCCAGAAGUCCUAG